GAAGGAAUUGAGGAGGCCGCGCCUCCGGGUUGCACUGAGGAAUCCUACUCCUUUCUCCGAAACCUCUGACAGGUGGACCUUAGAAAGGACGCUACCGGAAAACUUGAUUGGCGCCUUGCUGGCAAUUUUCGGGCACCUUGUGGUCAGCAUUGCCCUUAACCUCCAGAAAUACUGUCACAUCCGCCUGGCGGGCACCAAGGAUCCCCGGGCCUAUUUCAAGACGAAGACAUGGUGGCUGGGCCUGUUGCUGAUGCUUCUGGGCGAGCUGGGCGUCUUUGCCUCCUACGCCUUCGCCCCUCUCUCCUUGAUCGUGCCUCUCGGUGCGGUCUCUGUGAUAGCGAGUGCCAUCAUAGGAAUCAUAUUCAUCAAAGAAAAAUGGAAGCCGAAAGAUUUCCUGAGGCGCUAUGUCUUGUCUUUUGUUGGCUGUGGUUUGGCUAUCGUGGGCACCUACCUGCUGGUGACAUUUGCCCCCAACAGCCAUGAGAAGAUGACAGGCGAGAACAUCACCAAGCACCUUGUGAGCUGGCCUUUUCUCCUCUACAUGCUCGUGGAGAUCAUUCUGUUCUGCUGGCUGUUGUACUUCUACAAGGAGAAGAACGCCAACAACAUCGUUGUGAUCCUUCUGCUGGUGGCGUUGCUUGGGUCCAUGACGGUGGUAACGGUGAAGGCCGUGGCCGGGAUGCUAGUGCUGUCGAUACAAGGCCACCUCCAGCUGGACUACCCCAUCUUCUACGUGAUGUGUGUGUGCAUGGUGGCCACCGCCGUCUAUCAAGCCACGUUUCUAAGCCAGGCGUCCCAGAUGUACGACUCCUCUUUGAUUGCCAGUGUGGGCUACAUUCUCUCCACAACCAUUGCAAUCACAGCAGGCGCGAUAUUUUACCUGGACUUCAUCGGGGAGGACGUGCUGCACAUCUGCAUGUUUGCACUGGGGUGCCUCAUUGCGUUCGUGGGCGUCUUCUUAAUCACACGUAACAGGAAGAAGGCCGUUCCAUUUGAGCCCUAUAUCUCCAUGGAUGCCAUGCCAGGUAUGCAGAACAUGCAUGACAAGGGGAUGGCGGUUCAGCCCGACCUCAAAGCGUCUUUUUCCUACGGGGCCCUGGAAAACAACGACAGCAUCUCUGAGAUCUAUGCUCCUGCCACCCUGCCCGUCAUGCAAGAAGAGCACGGCUCCCGGAGUGCCUCCGGGGCGCCCUACCGGGUCCUGCAGCACACCAAGAAGGACUGAGCCUGGCGCAGCAGCCGCGUCUCCCUGCGCUGCAGGACUUGCCUCGCCUGUCUGGUUUUUCUGUUUGUUUUGUUUGGAAACGGGAACUCUACACCAGGGAUCUUGGACGGCCUUUGUCUCUGGCACAGGAAACUUUCCUCUUGGUCUUGAACAUUUCAAAUGGGGAGGAGGAGAUCCGGGCCCUGGGUGGGUGGCACAGAACCCAGCCUCCUUGAGGAGGGCUAACCGAGCUGCCCCAGCCAGUGACCAAAGGCUGCCACAUCCUUGCGCCCAUCUUUCGGAUCCAGCAAAAAGGCUGGGGACCUCAGUCUCGUCUUCCUCCACCACGACAGUGGGCGUGGCCCAGCCCACAGUCACCGUCUCGCAUCUGUGACCACACUCUGCAGCCUCCGAAGCGGGCCAGCCCUGGGGCAGCACUCUGCAGCCCUGGGGCAGCCACGCGCUGCACGUCGGAAAUGCAUCCGAGGUGAAAUUCCGCCUCCCUGCAGUCUGCCCUUCCAGACUCUUCCAAGCUGUGCUGACUUGAUGCGUCCGCGUGGGCUCUGCUCUGAAAACAAAUUUGCUUUUGGUUCUGGGAACUACUUGAAUCUUCCCCACCCACGCCCCUCCCGCCCCCAAGAACAGGGAGGUCUCCAGAGCCAGAGCAGAUCCUUGAAAGAGGUGACUGCGCGUCUUAGAGAAGGACGGCAGACCCUGCUCUUUCCAGGGUCACUGUUUUUCCUGCUUAGAGGCAGCCUCAGCCCUCUCUACGCUUUCCCCCGGUGAACACACCCAGCCUGAACGGUUCCUUUCCUUAAAUCAGUAGAGAGUCUUUGGGUUCUCAGCCCCGUGCACCCUACAAGGGGGCCUCAAAAGCCCAAGGGAAAAUGGCAUUAAAAGAUCAUGGAAUUUUCCCACCAACCUUGUUAAGUACCCUCUUAUGUCUGUGUAAGCAACCCUUCUCCAUCCUCGGGCUGCAGAAAUCAGAAUUCCUUCUGACUGCAUCCAGGAUGGGUCUUUAGACUGCCUGCUUCUAAACUUUAAUGAACAUAAAGAUCCCUCGGGUGUUGGUUUAAAAUGCUGAUUCCCUUGUCCGAGUGCUGGGCCUGGGGAGGGGGCUUAGAGAGCAGGAGAGUCUGCUGUAGUUUGGGGAUCCAGCAAGGAAAACCCCUGGAAAGCCGGAAUUUCCUCUCUCGGGCUGCUUUGCCUCGCUCCCCCAGUCCCCUAUGACCCAUCCCGGUGUCUACUACCUAGACGCACACUUGCUGCUUCCCCAGGCAGCCUUUAACAAACAGGCCAGACAACAGUGUUACUAGACCAGUGUUGAAAAUCGGUCAUUCAUCUUAGCGGAUUGAUUGUGCUUCGUACCAAUUUAGUAGCUUGACUUCCCCAAAGCCCGUUGCCUGUGGUAAGUGAACACCAUUGUACCAUUUCUGUGUUGUGUCCAAUAGAGCCAAGACGUCAACAAGCAGUGAGCUUUUUCCCAUAGGCCCGACACUGAUUGCAUGCAACGAGACUUGGGAGCCAUUUGCUCUGUGCUGAAGCACUGGGAGGGUGAAGACGAUGCAGAGCAAGCUCCAGGGCCGGCCCUCCCAGCCAACAGGGGGAGACACAGCACCCAGAGCAAGCUCCAGGGCCAGCAGGGGGAGACCGCACCCAGCAAGCUCUAGGGCCGGCCCUCACGGCCAGCAGGGGGAGACACAGCACCCGCCACGCCGUGGGCAAGUGUGAAAUGCAAUGGCUGACUGCAGAAGUGGAUAGUUCAGGAGACCCUGGUGCGGCCACAGAGUGUUUAGACAAGAAUAUGCCCUGGCAGAAGAGCUUUGCGAGGAAAGAGCCAGGCCAGGUGCGGGAGGUGAACCUGGACAGAUACCCAGAGGCAUUAAGAUCAGGUUUUCACAGCUAUUUCGAGUUUCCUUAUUUCCCAAGUGAUUUUCGUGAGGCCAGAAGUUCGGGCAGAGUGGGUGAAGGGAAGACAAGCAGGGAGGCCACUGAAAGGUGUCAAACCCAGGUGAGCAAUCAUUUUUAACAUGACGCCCUCCCACGCUUCCUCUGCCGCCAAUCCCUCUCUUGGUAAGCCUCUGAGAGUCCAGCCAGCUCUCCGGAGGAAAAGAUAAAAAUGCUUUGCAAUUUGGGAGCUGCCACCACAGCCAAGGGAUGCUGUUGUCCGGGAACCCCUGCUGGGGCCUGGGUAGCCCUGCGCCUUCUGGCAUUGUCCUGUGAAGCGGCGCUUGCGGAGGGCUGAGCCGAAAGUUGCCUGGUGGCUUCCACUCAGGAGAAAGUCACUUGGGCUCUUAGGAAGAGUUAGUCACCUGGAGCCAUUGUUUCCAGAGUUCGGGGUCUCUCUUGGGCUAGCUGACUGGGUCUUUGUCCCCCAAAUGGGCAGUUUGCUGGUAAUAAGCAGUACUGCUGUGAGGGUGGGCCAGGGGCAGUCGCCUUCCCACCAUCUGAUGCUUUCUGCUUUUCUCCUGUUUCUGACAGCCCUGAGCCCUAUGGAGUGCCCCAGGCUGCAUCAAAAACUACGCUAACAUGAGGUCACCAGACGUGGGUCUAAACCUCCCAGUGUUCACUCUCCUCCCUCGCCCCCUCUGUUCACCUGUUCUGAAGGGCAGGACACUAGGUCUCCAGAUGAGAAGUUAGAGCCAGCUCUUCUCGUGGCCAUGAAGCCAUGCCUGACGAUGCUGUCACACUAAGUUCAGGUCAGCCUUGGAGUCUGGCACGUGGAGCCCACUGCUGGGGAGUGCCCUAGCCUUUGGUUCUCUGGUAGAAAUCAGCCGACCUGAUGGCUUCAUGCAGAUCUGAUGUCCACCAGGUAGAGGCUGGGAGCCCUGCCCUGCAGCCUGUGAAUUCCAAAUCUGGCCCAACACUGCCCAGUAGGCAAUGAAAACUUACUUUCAUUUCUCUGAGCUGUCCAAAUGAAGUCACCUUAGAAUAUUCUAUGUGGAUGCUUGCGUUUUGUCUACAUUGUAACUAAUGUGGCAUGUCUUACUUUUCAAAACACGUGUGUACUAGGUGCAAAUAACAUUAUGAAGUGGUAUUUAAUUAAAAAACAAACAAAAAACCUUC
Echinops telfairi (small Madagascar hedgehog) is the source of this 4270-nucleotide messenger RNA. RefSeq names its product NIPA like domain containing 3 (gene NIPAL3). Lineage: Eukaryota; Metazoa; Chordata; Mammalia; Afrosoricida; Tenrecidae. Gene Ontology annotation, cellular component: membrane. Gene Ontology annotation, molecular function: magnesium ion transmembrane transporter activity. The coding region runs from base 251 to 1225 and encodes 324 amino acids. The record is from RefSeq and is a predicted model, not a curated record. The transcript is spliced from 11 exons. Gene Ontology annotation, biological process: magnesium ion transport.